Motacilla alba alba is the source of this 1946-nucleotide messenger RNA. RefSeq names its product syntaxin binding protein 3 (gene STXBP3). The record is from RefSeq and is a predicted model, not a curated record. Gene Ontology annotation, molecular function: syntaxin binding. Gene Ontology annotation, biological process: neurotransmitter secretion; intracellular protein transport; vesicle-mediated transport. Gene Ontology annotation, cellular component: secretory granule; plasma membrane. The transcript has 19 exons. The coding region runs from base 113 to 1897 and encodes 594 amino acids. Lineage: Eukaryota; Metazoa; Chordata; Aves; Passeriformes; Motacillidae.
GGGCUGAGCCCGGCCGGCAGGAGCCGCCCCGCCCGGGAUCGGGCUGCGCCCUCCGCCACCGCCCCUGAAGAGGGAGGGGAAGGCAGCGCUGCCAGGCGGGGCUGGCAGCAAGAUGGCGCCGGCGGUGCGGGGGCUGAAGAGCUUCGUGUGGCAGAAGCUGAAAUCAGCAAUAUUUGAUGACUUCACCAAAGAGGAAGAAUGGAAGGUAAUGCUUUUAGAUGAUUACACUACUAAAUUACUGUCACUGUGCUGCAAAAUGACUGAUCUACUGGCAGAGGGUGUCACAGUGGUGGAGAAUGUAUAUAAAAGCCGUGAGCCUGUCCCACACAUGAAGGCAAUAUAUUUAAUAACUCCCACCAAAAAGUCUGUUGAUGGACUGAUUGAUGACUUCAUCACUAAAUCAUCCAGCAGAUACAAAGCAGCAUACGUGUAUUUCACUGACUUUUGUCCUGACAACCUCUUCAAUAAAAUUAAGGCUUCAUGUGCAAAAUCAAUAAAGAAAUGCAAGGAGAUCAACAUUUCAUUCUUCCCUUAUGAGUCUCAGGUAUUUACUCUCAACAUCCCAGAUGCAUUCUACCGCUGCUACAGUCCCACUCUGGAAAAGACAAAGGAUAAAGAUGCUGUACUGCAAGUCAUGGCUGAACAAAUUGUUACCUUAUGUGCCACACUAGAUGAGAAUCCAGGAGUACGAUAUAAAAGUGGACCAUCUGAUAGAGCCAGCAAACUUGCCCAGCUUGUUGAAAAGAGUCUUGAAAACUACUACAAAACAGAUGAGAGAAGCCAAAUAAAGGCUAAAACCCACUCCCAACUAAUAAUAAUUGAUCGUGGUUUUGACCCAGUAUCAACUGUACUCCAUGAGCUCACCUUCCAGGCAAUGGCAUAUGAUCUGCUACCCAUUGAAAAUGAUACUUACAAAUACAAAACAGAAGGCUCCGGUGGGAAGGAAAAGGAGGCAAUUUUGGAGGAAGACGAUGACCUGUGGGUGAAGAUGCGGCACAAGCAUAUUGCAGAUGUGCUAGAGGAAAUACCAAAACUUUUGAAAGAUGCUUCAUCAAAAACAAAAGCAGCAGAAGGAAAAUUAUCCAUAUCUGCUCUGUCCCAGUUAAUGAAGAAGAUGCCACUCUAUCGUAAAGAGAUUAGUAAGCAAGUUGUUCAUCUUAACAUAGCAGAAGAUUGCAUGAGCAAGUUCAAAUCUAACAUAGAAAGGCUCUGUAAAACUGAACAGGACUUGGCUCUUGGAACUGAUGCAGAAGGUGAAAAAGUAAAAGAUUCUAUGAGGGUCCUCCUUCCAGUUCUGCUCAACAAAAGUCAUGACAGCUGUGACAAAAUCAGAGCUAUUCUCCUGUAUAUCUUUAGCACAAAUGGAACUACCCAGGAGAACUUGGACAAGCUGAUCCAGAAUGUACACAUAGAAAGUGAUAGCGAUAUGAUAAAAAAUUGGAAAUACCUUGAUGUUCCUGUUAUCUCUUCAUUUGUUGCUCAGCAGCAUAAAUACAUAAGAAGGGACCGCUCUAAAGAAGAAACCUUUCAGCUUUCUAGGUGGACUCCGGUUAUCAAAGAUGUUAUGGAGGAUGCUAUAGAAAACAAAUUAGAUUCAAAAGACUGGCCUUAUUGUUCCCGCUGUCCUCCCACCUGGAAUGGGUCAGGAGCAGUAAGCGCGCGCCAGAAGCCUAGAGCGAGUCACAGAGAGGAGCGCAGGAGCAGUGCAAGGCUGAUUGUGUUUGUCAUUGGAGGCGUCACGUUCUCGGAGAUGCGCAGCGCCUACGAGGUUUCUGAGGCCUACAAGUCCUGUGAAGUUGUUAUUGGUUCUACUCAUAUUUUGACACCUAGAAAACUACUAGAGGAAGUGAAGAGCCUUAGUAAACCCAAGGAUAUGGUCUGCCUUAAGGAUGAAUAGAUAUGGUGAUGUUUAUGAUGCAUUAAAAACACAAACAGUAUGUACAUAU